Messenger RNA from Phragmites australis (common reed), 3493 nucleotides. RefSeq names its product receptor-like protein kinase 7. Lineage: Eukaryota; Viridiplantae; Streptophyta; Magnoliopsida; Poales; Poaceae. The record is from RefSeq and is a predicted model, not a curated record. Gene Ontology annotation, biological process: protein phosphorylation. Gene Ontology annotation, molecular function: protein binding; ATP binding; protein kinase activity. Bases 123 to 3134 code for a protein of 1003 amino acids. The transcript is spliced from 2 exons. Gene Ontology annotation, cellular component: plasma membrane.
CUCCUAAUCCAAAACAUUCAUCAUUUUCAGGCCCCUUACCUUAAAGCCAGUCAACCUCCAAGCACCGACUCCAAGGAACCAACCCAACGUCCUUCAUUCCCUCCACCUCCACGCCCGGCGCCAUGCCGCCCGCUCUCCCCCUCUCCCUCCUCCUCAUCCUCCUCCUCCUCGCCGUCACGGGCGCCGCGGCAGCGUCCGAGGUGGGAGUGCUCCUCGCCUUCAAGCGCGCCCUCACCGUCCCGCCCGCGGCCGCGGGCUACUUCGUCACGUGGGACGCCACUGCCGCCUCCCCCUGCAACUUCACCGGCGUCACGUGCGAUCCCCGCGGCCGCGUCACCGCCGUCUCCGUCCACGCCCAGGGCGUCGCCUCCGCGUCGGUCCCGUUCGAUGACCUCUGCGCUGCGCUGCCCGCCCUCGCCACGCUUUCCCUGCCGGAGAACGCGCUUGCAGGCGGCAUCGACGGGGUGGUCGCGUGCGCGGUGCUCCAGGACCUCACGCUCGCGUUCAACGGCUUCACCGGCACCGUGCCGGACCUAUCGCCGCUCACGAGGCUCCGCAGGCUCAACGUCUCGUCUAACAGCUUCGCCGGGGCGUUCCCGUGGGCUGCGCUGGCGGCCAUGCCGGACCUUGCCGUGCUCGCGCUCGGCGACAACCCGUUCUUCGCGCCGACCGACGCGUUCCCGGACGAGGUCACUGGGAUCACCAACCUCACCGUACUGUACAUGUCAGCGGCCAACAUCGGCGGCGUCAUCCCGCGGGGCAUCGGCAACCUGGUCAACCUCGUCGACCUCGAGCUCUCCGACAACAACCUCACCGGCGAGAUGCCCAAGGAGAUCGCACGGCUCACCAACCUCCAACAGCUCGAGCUGUACAACAACUCCCUCCGCGGCGAGAUCCCCUGGGGGUUCGGCAAGCUCACCAAGCUGCAGUACCUCGACGCAUCCCAGAACAAGCUCACCGGCAGCCUCGCCGAGCUCCGGAACCUCACGCAGCUCGUGUCGCUGCAGCUGUUCUACAACGGCUUCACUGGUGAGGUGCCCUCGGAGUUCGGCGAGUUCAAGGAGCUCGUGAACCUAUCCCUGUACAGCAACAACCUCACCGGCGAGCUGCCGCAGAGCCUCGGGAGCUGGGCGCAGUUCAACUUCAUCGACGUGUCGACGAACGCGCUGUCUGGGCCAAUCCCGCCGGACAUGUGCAAGCAAGGCACCAUGCUCAAGCUGCUCAUGCUCGAGAACAACUUCUCCGGCGGGAUACCGGCGACCUACGCGAGCUGCAAGACGCUGCAGAGGUUCCGGGUCAGCAAGAACGCGCUCUCCGGCGAUGUGCCCGAGGGGUUGUGGGCGCUCCCCAACGUCAACGUCAUUGACCUUGAGGGGAACCAGUUCACCGGCGGCAUCGGCGACGGCAUCGGCAACGCCAAGGCGCUCACCAAUCUCCUCUUGGCCGGGAACAGAUUCACCGGCGUGAUACCGCCAUCGAUCGGCAACGCGUCAAGUCUCGAGAUCAUCGACGUAUCGUCGAACGAGCUGUCCGGGGAGAUACCGGACAGCAUCGGGAGGCUGGCCCAUCUCGGCAGACUUAACAUUACGGCGAAUGGGAUCAGCGGAGCCAUCCCGGGGAGCCUCGGCUCGUGCUCGGCACUUAGCACGGUCGAUUUCUCCGAGAACAAGCUCACCGGCGCGAUCCCGGCGGAGCUGGGCAACCUGUCGCGGCUGAAUUCUCUGGACAUCUCCGGGAACGACCUCUCCGGCGCUGUGCCGGCGAGCCUCGCCGCUCUGAAGCUGAGCUACUUGAACAUGUCUGACAACCGGCUCACAGGUCCCGUGCCGGAGGCGCUCGCCAUCUCGGCCUACGACGAGAGCUUCGUCGGGAACCCAGGGCUGUGCGCCACCAACGGCGCGGACUUCCUCCGCCUCUGCACGCCAAACUCCGGAGGCAGCUCGGCGAACGCCGCACGCAUGAUCGUCACAUGCAUCCUCGCCGUCACGGCGGUCUUGCUCGCAGUGCUUGGCGUGGCCAUAUACAUCAAGAAGCGGCGCCUUGCGGAUGCCGAGGCGGCCGGCGCCGUAGGUUCCGCGGGGAAGCUGUUCGCCAAGAAGGGGUCUUGGGACCUCAAGUCGUUCAGGACCCUGGCGUUCGACGAGCGCGAGAUCAUCGACGGCGUCCGCAACGGGAACCUGAUCGGCAGCGGCGGGUCCGGGAACGUGUACCGCGUCAAGCUCGGGAACGGCGCCGUCGUCGCUGUAAAGCACAUCACCCGGGCGCGCGCGGCGGCCGCGAGCACGGCACCCUCGGCCGCCAUGCUGCGGUCGGCGUCCGCGGCGCGGCGCACGGCGUCGGUGCGGUGCCGCGAGUUCGACUCGGAGGUGGGCACGCUGAGCUCCAUCCGCCACGUGAACGUGGUUAAGCUCCUCUGCAGCAUCACCAGCGAGGAUGGCGCCGCGAGCCUGCUGGUGUACGAGCACCUCCCCAACGGCAGCCUCUACGAGCGGCUCCAUGGCCCCGAGGGCCGCAAGCUGGGCGGCCUCGGGUGGCCCGAGCGUCACGACAUUGCCGUCGGCGCGGCGAAGGGCCUCGAGUACCUCCACCACGGUUGUGACCGGCCCAUCCUGCACCGCGACGUCAAGUCCAGCAACAUCCUCCUGGACGAAUCGUUCAAGCCCCGCAUCGCCGACUUCGGCCUCGCCAAGAUCCUCAACUCCGCCACGCUGGACUCGUCCGUCGGCGUCGUCGCCGGCACGCUCGGCUACAUGGCGCCAGAGUACGCGUACACAUGGAAGGUGACGGAGAAGAGUGACGUGUACAGCUUCGGCGUGGUGCUGCUGGAGCUGGUGACGGGGCGGGCGCCGAUCCAGGCGGAGGGCGGCGAGAGCAAGGACCUCGUGGACUGGGUGUCGCGGCGGCUGGACAGCCGGGACAAGGUGAUGUCCCUCCUGGACGCCCGGAUCAGCGAGGACUGGGCCAAGGAGGAGGCCGUCCGGGUGCUGCGCGUGGCCGUUCUGUGCACCAGCAGGACGCCGUCGAUGCGCCCCUCCAUGCGCACCGUCGUGCAGAUGCUGGAGGACGCGGCCGGCGGGCGGGACUACAGCAUGGCCGCGCCGGGGAAGGUCGUGGAGGUCAAGGUGAUCCCCUAGGCCAGGCCGUGUCCGGCAACGGCGCAAAGAUUGAACAACUCCGAUCCAUAGCGACCGUCCGGUCGGAGGACGAAAGGUCGAGAUCGAACACGCAAGAAACUUCCCUGCAACCCCCUGCUUGAUCUUGGCUCUUCGCUGAUAGAUCGGACGGGUGCCGAAGCUUGUAUCUACUGUAUGUAGAUAGGAUUGGUCAGAGCUCAGAAUCCAUUUCAGGCCAAAGCAGUAGCAUGUGUAGAACACUAGCACUGAGAUUACUGCCAAAAUAAUUACCCAAGCAAUAUGCAGCUGUAACAGUAAGAUAAUAGGCAGUUUUGUAAUCAUUCAGAGACAGGUCAAUGGAAUGCAGUGAUAUUUGGCUC